Molecule: messenger RNA, 846 nt
Organism: Saprolegnia diclina VS20
Lineage: Eukaryota; Oomycota; Saprolegniomycetes; Saprolegniales; Saprolegniaceae
Exons: 3
Coding region: 1-846 (281 amino acids)
Cellular component (GO): membrane
Molecular function (GO): acyltransferase activity
Source: RefSeq, a predicted model, not a curated record
AUGCGCGUCGACCACGCUGCGUCGUGGCCGUACGCGCUCCUCUAUGCGUACGUGUACCCGCUGCUCGUGUGGUUCUUUGCGUGGUCUGUCGAAGGCGACGAGCAUUUGCCCGCAGACCCGACGCGCCGCAUGCUCUUUGUGGGCUACCACUCGGACCACAACUGGGACAUCAUGAUGAUGAGCAUGGCGAUCAAGGACGCGAUUGGCGAAGCGCCCAUUGGGCUCUUGCACCGAACGAUCAUGAUGUUCCACCCGUGGCUGCGCCGCAUGGGCUGCAUUCCUGGGACCACGGCCAACGCUCUCGCCGCGUACGAGCAGGGCCACCGCGCGUGCAUUGUCCUGCCAGGUGGCGCCGAAGAGGCUGUCGCUGGCUUUGAAAAUGCGUACAAGGUCGACUGGAAGUCGACGUCGGGGCGACCGCGGACCGGGUUUGCCAAGCUCGCCAUCGCUGCCAACGCCGUGGUCGUGCCCAUUGUCAUCCAGAACCAGCAAGAAAUGUGCUUCAACCCGAUCUUCUUCCUCUGCAACAUCACGCGCCUCUCGCAUGCGUACAACUACCUCAUGCGCCUGCCGUACGGCAUUGGCUGGACCUUCUGGCAGAUCAAGGGCGUGCUCUGGCUGACGCUCAACUGCGGCACGAGCAUUCCGCUGCCGGUGCGGACCACGCUGCGCUUUGGGCCAGCGCUCAAGCCGCGGAAGCAUGAGUCGGCAGUUGCUUUUGCCAAGCGCGUUGAACGCAAAUACGCCCAGCUUCUCGCGCGCGCCAACCCGGGCGGCCUCGACUAUGCACGAGCUCUCGGCGAUCGGUUCCGCCGGCGUCGCGGCGCGUCGAGACAGUCGAGAUAG